GGAAGCGACAUGGACAUCGGAAUGGAUCGAAGCGGUGCGGAUGCCGGUGUUGCCACCAUUGGCUCACUGUUUCAGUACAUCGUCAACGAGAUGAAGAACUCGAACCCCCUGUGGGAAGACUUCAUUGCCAAAGCAACAAAGCUACAUGCAUGCUUAAGGGCUACAAUUCAAGCGUUUGGGGCCUAUUUGGAUGCAUUCCAAAAAAUUGCCGAUGCUGCCACCAACUCUCGAGGAGCCACCAAAGAAAUUGGAACGGCACUAACACGAGUCUGCCUCCGGCAUAAGGCGGUCGAGAGCCGGAUGAAAAACUUCACCACCGCCAUCAUGGAGUGUCUGGUGGUGCCGCUGCAGGAGAAACUGGAAGACUGGAAGAAACAAGUGACCAUUAUCGAUAAAGACCAUGCCAAAGAAUACAAGCGCUGCCGGGCGGAGCUGAAGAAGCGCUCGAGCGACACACUGCGGCUGCAGAAGAAAGCGAAGAAGGGUGCCGCCGACAACCUGCACGUACUGGUCGAAUCCUCGAUGCAGGACGUAACGUUGCGCCGCUGCGAGCUGGAGGAGGUCGAGCGAAAGUCACUGCGGGCGAUCAUGGUCGAGGAGCGGACGCGAUACUGCACCUUCGUCAACAUGCUACAGCCGGUGGUACACGAGGAGUGUGAGGUUAUGUCUGAGCUCGGUCACCUACAGGAAGCCAUGCAGCUGAUAGCGAUCGUCACGAAGGAUCCCGCCCAGCUUCCGCAAGCUUCGGAGGAGUUGAUCCUCGAGUCGAAGGCCAACAUUAGCCUGUACCCGGAUUCACCCGGCGGUUCCAACUCGCAGGGCGGCUGCUCCAACUCGCUCGGCUCGCGCAAGAGCUCCGUCUGCUCGAUCAGCUCGAUUAACAGUAGUAGCAGCGGAUCCCCGGGCCAUCAUCAGUUCCAGCGAUCGCUAUCACAGUACUCCCCGGCGAUACGUUUGAAACCAGGCGAAUCGAGCGAUAGCGGCUUUUGCUCGUCACCAGCUUUAACUUCACAGGCUUCCACCUUAGCUAGUCAAUCACAUGCGGUAUCAACGUGGCCACCACACACACAGGAUGCAACGUCAACAGUCGACCGUCCGCACACCAUUUCGUCCGCGUACGAGAAGGGCCAUCAGCGACCCGCCCUCACGGUGUACACCUUCCAAAGUCCGGAAACGAUCGCCGAAACGCAAAAAUCGCCAGCCAACGUGGCCUGUCGACCACCGCUUCCAGUGCGUUGUUCCUCGCUGGAGAGACCACUCUCAACGACUUCCGUGAAAAAUGCCAAUCCUAACGUGCCGCGUCAGUGUCCGUCUCCAAUUCCAGCGCACAUUACCAAAGAACACCCUCAACUCCAGCCCACCUACGUCAAUAUGACGGAAUUGGCUUCGAUGGCUGCUUCUAAAACCACUAACAACAGCAACAAUGUUAACAACAACAACAACAACAAUCACCACCAUACAGCGUCCAGUGGCAACAACGGCGUCGUCGGCGUUAGUAACAUACCCAACAGUGUUCAGCAAACGGUCACAUCAAGCUCCGCAACGUUGCAGUCCCAUUCGCACGUCCUGUUCCAGCAACCGAAUUCACCCGUGCUCUCGUCGGCCUCUUCACUCAUAUCGCCCGAUUCGAACGCGACGAACGCAAUCAGCUCACCGGACGUAUCGGCCUGCAGUACACAAACGCCCCAAAACACACCGCAGACCGGGUCACCCGGUACGCCCAACUACAGCAGUAUCGGUGGCGGCGCUAUCAAUCUCGGAUUCCGCAGCACUACGCCAUCGUCGACGGGCGGUGGCACGACGGCCGUUACACCAAGCGAAAGUAAUAUUGACACUUCCUCCAACCACACGAUCACGAUCGAUGACAACGAGGAGCAUUUUAACACGAGCACCUCCGCGUCCGCGAACAUAACAUCUGCCACCAUCAGCACUUCCGAUACUACCACCAUCACCACCACCACUACCACCGCAACUGGCUCUACUAACAAACCAUCUCCUCCGCACUGUUCCACCGCCGCCGCCGCCGCCGCCGCUAGCACGCCCAGCACCGCGGGCGGCGCUGGUGGUGGUACACCGGCGAAAAGCGUACUCGAUAAGGAUAAAGAUAUACUCAAACGUACCGGUUCAGUUCUAGAGAAAACGUCCAUGUUCGAGCAACAAAUCAACAACAAUCAGCUGCACCAACCGACUCAACAGCCGCCACAGCAACAGCAGCAGCAGCUGAGCGUACCGACAUCACCGGCCGCCCUGUCGACGCGCCACAACAACGACCCAAACGCACUAUUGUACGGACGACGGACGAACGAAGAAAUCUACAAAUCCGCCGGUCAAUUGCUGCUGGAUCGCGAUGCAGACUGCAUCGACAAGCAAACGAUCGAAGAACUAAACAAUCUGAUUGGUGAACUAGAUCUCUUUCAACGAGAGCACGAAAGCGCCCUGCUAGCUCAACAGCAGCAGCAACAACAACACCAACACCAGCACCAUCCGCAUCAUCCGCCACAGCUGCACGCUCGUCAUCGGUUUUCGAACGGGGUCGCUUCCGACGGGACAGCCGAUUCCGACACAAUCCUAGCGAAUGGCGUAAAUAACAAUCACCAUCAUCAUCACGGUGGUGGUUUAAUGGCGUCUAGGAACGAGGUAGGAUCCAAUAAUGGACUGCUGGAUGCCGAGGACGGUCUGCAGAUGCUGGACCAGCAGCCAGAGACCGGAACGGACCGGCUACCGUCAUCGAUCUCAUCCAGCAACAGCAAUCUGGACGAAUACCUAAGCAACCAUCAGGCGGGUUCGGUUGACGAGACGAACGGUUCGAUGACGAAUCUGGCGGCCAAGUACAGUAACCACAGCGUGGUGAGCGAUACAAACGAUUACCCAACUGUAGGCCAGUACCAUCGGACACCACACCACGGCCAUUCGAUGGCGCUAGGUUUGAGCGCAUCGACCGGAGGGUCCACCCAAGGACUGGAUGGUAUCGCAACCGGGUUCGAGAAUCCUUCCUUUAUGAUGGAAAAUUAUUACAGCCAAAACCGUAGCGAGGUGGUUGUGUUACGAUGCAAAGAUACAAGCCGUAACAGUCUAAAUAAUGCUCCGGAUGAUCUCCUCACCGGUAGUGGGCUAAUGCAACUCAACGGUACACCGAUUGACAAUUCGCAACACCCGCAGCAGCGGCUAAGUUCGUUCCGGGUAACCAAUUCAAGACCAGCAUCACCUGCCUCGAUGUCAUCGUUCUUUGGCAUUACCUCCCGCUCGCCAACACCGUCCCUUUCGUUACCCGUUACGGCAAAUUCGUCACCGCAACAUCUACACAAUGCCCACAACAACAGCGGUGGAGGUGACGUGAAUGAUCCGUCGUCGUCGGCGGGGUUCAAUUCCCAUCACCAUCCAGCAACCACCAGCUCUAGCCUCGCGUCGGCGGCAGCACCACCAUACGACGAUCGUAUCAAUCGCAAUAAACCCGCCAUCACCCCGAGACCUGCAUCGUUAUCUGGACCAACCCGGGUCACAAGACGGGCCUCGAUCAACACCGUGAAACCGCCACCGCCUGUCCGGCGCAGCUCAAGCGUAACGCCUAGUCCUAGCGUAGGAACUAAUUCCACUACCACUACAAAUCUUGCCCAGCAAAGCCUAGCUUACACCUCAUCAGAAAGUUUACCACCACCACCUGCUUAUCUGUUAGAUUCAGCCGCCGGAAGUUCACCCAGUAUUUCAGGAAAUGUUGCGGGCACGGUGAAAGCUCUGAAUGAGAUAAGGCACACGCCGGCCAGUCCGAGCGUGCUGCGAAGGGCUCAGCAGCAAAGCAAUCCACCCUCGAAUCAAGGAUCACCUACGCAAUACACCAAUCUGUAUGGUACUUUACCUUCCAAGCAUGGUCACGAUCACAGUACUAUCACAGCAUCACCAUCAUUAUCUUCGCCUGCCGCUGCUGCUGCGACUGUGCAGCAAACACACUAUCCUUCAUCUCAACUCCAUCACCCCAGUACACCAAACUCAUUCCAUGCAACUGAUAGUAACAAACCGCUAUCGAAUCGAUCUCCGAAAACGAAUCUCCACCAACAAGGAGGAAUAUACGCACAACCGAAACAACUCUCGACCAUGUCCAGCUUCCGUACCUCAAGUCCUGGUCCCCAAAAACCAAACAGUAGUUUCCUCGCACAACUAAAUGCCAAGAUUGCACCGAACAAAGCAUCUCAAUCACCGUCACCUGUGCCCUAUCAACAACACCAGCAACAGCAGGCCAACAACUACGGCUACACGACCGCUCCGUCCGGUAGUGAGCUGAUCUACCAACGAUCAACCCCGGUUGAUCCGCGAGCGUACAACAAUAAUCAGCAUUUGCAACAACAGCAGCAACAGCAAUACUACCACCAAACACAGCAACAGCCACAACAGCAACAACCUCCACCACAUCCACCACGCGAGGGUAAACAUUCAAUCUAUUCCACCUCUAAUCAAACCUCUUCGCAGCAACACUACCAGCAACAGCAGCAGUACUAUCAUAAUCAGUAUCCAUCGCAACAGCAGCAGACACAAACACACCAACAGCUGCAGUAUCAGCAACAACAAUCCUCGCCAUAUUACUACCAACAGCAGCAGCAGCACCACCAGCAACAAGCGCCUCACAAACAGCAACAGUAUGGUCAGGUUUUGCCCCCGGCUGGUGCUGCUGGUAGUAGUAGUACUAGUAAUAUUAAUAGUAGUAGCACGAUGGCCAGUGGAAGUGGUGCCGGCUACGCAACGCAAAACAUUUACGUCUCGACGAACCCGUUCGUCAGUUCCGUCCAAACGUCAUCGGCUGGUGGUGGUGGUGCUUCCGUCGGUAGCUAUUCACCUUCCUCCUUUGGUAAAGGCACGCGCCAUCACGAUGAUGGGCCGAGUGGUGGGGGCACUAGUGGCAGUAGUACCCCAAACCGGACAAAUCACCACAGCCGUAACAGUUCAGCCAACAAUAAUGGUGCCGCCGGAGGUGGUUCGGCCGCGCCCAGUGGAGCAGUAACGCACAACGUGCUGGCAAAAACUAGUGCCGGUUUUCUAGAGAAUCUAAACGCUCGUCUCGCAGAACAGCGACUAUCGGGCAAAGCGUUUGCUGUUCGGAAUCUUAUCAACAGCAAAGCUCUGCCCGAUCCCCGUGUCUGCCACGAAUCGCUAAUGGAUCAAAUCAAGCGUGGCGCCACGUUAAAACGCAACCGUACGAUCAACGAUCGUAGUGCACCGAAAAUACACUAGAUUUCUUCCGCACGCACG
Anopheles maculipalpis is the source of this 5238-nucleotide messenger RNA. It is a transcript of the gene mim, whose product is annotated as putative mediator of RNA polymerase II transcription subunit 26. Gene Ontology annotation, molecular function: actin binding; phospholipid binding. The transcript has 18 exons. NCBI's taxonomy places the organism in Eukaryota, Metazoa, Arthropoda, Insecta, Diptera, Culicidae. Gene Ontology annotation, biological process: cell projection assembly; plasma membrane organization. Gene Ontology annotation, cellular component: actin cytoskeleton; cytoplasmic side of plasma membrane. The coding region runs from base 10 to 5220 and encodes 1736 amino acids. The record is from RefSeq and is a predicted model, not a curated record.